Molecule: messenger RNA, 898 nt
Organism: Zea mays
Lineage: Eukaryota; Viridiplantae; Streptophyta; Magnoliopsida; Poales; Poaceae
Exons: 2
Coding region: 1-519 (172 amino acids)
Biological process (GO): regulation of DNA-templated transcription
Molecular function (GO): DNA binding
Source: RefSeq, a predicted model, not a curated record
AUGGAGGGCCGCCCAGGGGGGCGACCGGAAUCGCGGCCACGGCGGGUGCAGCAGGCAGGGAGCGGCCGGUGGCGAGCUGACACGCAGGUACGGGCGGCGGCGGGGUACGAGUACGUGUCGAGCAACGGAGUCAUAUUUCUCGGGGCAAUGCCUUCGGCACCUUCCCACUCUCUCUUCCCCUGCCCGCAUGCGCCUCCGUCUCCGGCCGACCGGCCGGCUCUCCUCCAUCGCAACAUUUCAAGGGGGCCGGGCGAAAGCACCAAAAAUCCCAGCGCAGAUCACUCGACCGCCGCCUGCUCCAUUUGGACCCUCCCAACCGACAGCGUAAGGCUCUCUGCAACAGAGCCGGGGUUCCGGUUCGACCCGACGGACGAGGAGCUGGUCGUCCACUACCUCAAGAAGAAGGCCGCCAUCAUCGCCUUUACAAGUUCGAUCCGUGGGAGCUACCUUUGUGCAUGCCUUGAGGCAACCUUCGGUGAGCAGGAAUGGUACUCCAGCCCGAGGGACCACAAGUACUGAAGUAUCCUAAUGGAGCGCGGUCGAACAGGGCGCAACGUCUGGCAACCGCGAGAAGGUCGGCGUCAAGAAGGCCCUCGUGUAAUACCGCGGGAAGCCGUCAAAGGGCCUCAAGACCAACUGGAUCAUGCACGAGUACCGUCUCGCGGAUGCGGCGAGCUCAACCUCCAGUCGGCCGCCGCCUUGCAACGUCGUCUCGGAAGCAAGACCACAUCUCUCCACAUCUCUCAGGGCUAGUUGGGAGCCACAAAAAACCCAAUCUAGCUUGAGAUUGCAUUGCGUUGGUCAAUAGAAUGUCAGGAGCCCAGUCGUCAGCGUCCGGCUUUACCACCUCGUUAGCCGGAGGUGGCCGUGGUGAGCUUAUAAGUGAGAUUUCCUCUUC